Messenger RNA from Aureococcus anophagefferens, 429 nucleotides. RefSeq lists its product as hypothetical. The transcript has 2 exons. The coding region runs from base 1 to 429 and encodes 142 amino acids. NCBI's taxonomy places the organism in Eukaryota, Pelagophyceae, Pelagomonadales, Pelagomonadaceae. The record is from RefSeq and is a predicted model, not a curated record.
AUGCGCGGCGCCGUCCUCUUCCUCGCCGCGAUCUCCGCGACGCGCGCCUUCGCGCCGCCCGCGCGCGUGCGGGCGCCGUCCCUGCGACGAGCGGAAGGCGACGAGGCUGUCGCCGAGGCCGCCACGACGGAGGCGGCGCCGGCCGCCGGUGCGGAGCCGUCGGACGAGGAGGUCAGCGCGGCGUUGAAAGACAAGAUGAUGUCCUGGGAGGCGACGGAGGCGGAGCAAAAGGCCGCGACGCUCGGCGGGCUGAUCCCGGGCUCGUCCGGCGCCGACGGCUUCGACAUCGGCCUCUACAUCGCGUUCCCCUUCCUCUUCGGCUCCCUGUGCUUGUUCCUGUUCUUCCCGCUCAUCGGCAGCGCGCCUCCCGCGUCUUUCGCGCAGUGCAACCUCGACGUCUCGUCCGUCGGCCCGCCGCCGAUGUCCUAG